Molecule: messenger RNA, 2442 nt
Organism: Carassius auratus (goldfish)
Lineage: Eukaryota; Metazoa; Chordata; Actinopteri; Cypriniformes; Cyprinidae
Product: tumor susceptibility gene 101 protein-like
Exons: 10
Coding region: 1-1179 (392 amino acids)
Biological process (GO): protein modification process; endosome to lysosome transport; protein transport
Cellular component (GO): ESCRT I complex
Molecular function (GO): ubiquitin binding
Source: RefSeq, a predicted model, not a curated record
AUGGCUGUUGUAAACGAAGGAGCUCUUAAAAAGAUGCUGAAGCAAUACAAAUACAGAGAUCUCACUGUGCGUGAGAUAACAAACGUCAUCUCUCAGUACAAAGACCUCAAACCUGGCAUGGACGCGUACGUGUUUAAUGACGGCUCCUCCAGAGACCUGAUGAGCCUCACAGGAACGGUUCCAGUGGGUUAUAGAGGGAAUGUGUACAAUAUUCCCGUGUGCCUGUGGCUGCUGGAUACGUAUCCCUACAACCCUCCCAUAUGUUUUGUGAAGCCCACCAGCGCGAUGAUGAUCAAGACCGGCAAACACAUCGACGCCAACGGCAAGAUCUACCUGCCCUACCUGCACGAGUGGAAACAUCCUCAGUCGGAUCUGUACGGGCUCAUCCAGGUCAUGAUCGUGGUGUUUGGUGAGGAGCCGCCCGUGUUCUCCAGACCCACCACACAACCUCCGUACCAGGCCUUUCAAGCAGCCGGACCCCCGAACCAGUCUUAUAUGCCAGGAAUGCCAGCAGUAUCUCCGUACGGCCCAAACCCAAACCCCAACCCCUGUGGUUAUCCCGGUUACCCUUACCCAGGAGGCAAUGCGUAUCCUGCCACAGGUGGUGCAGCGCAUUACACCUCCCAGACUCCCGUCACUGCUGUGGGUCCGAGUCGUGAUGGUACCAUCGGUGAAGACACCAUCCGAGCAUCGCUGAUCUCGGCCGUGAGCGAUAAACUGCGCUGGAGAAUGAAAGAGGAGAUGGACAGAGCUCAAGCCGAGCUGGACGCCCUGAGGAGAACUGAGGAAGACCUGAAGAAAGGACACCAGAAGCUGGAAGACAUGGUGUCCCGUCUGGACCAGGAAGUGUCUGAGGUGGACAGAAACAUUGAGCUCCUCAAGAGGAAGGACGAGGAACUGAGCGAAGCUCUGGAGAAGAUGGAGAACCAGUCGGAAAACAAUGACAUUGACGACGUGAUCAUCCCAACAGCCCCGCUCUACAAACAGAUCCUGAACCUGUACGCAGAGGAGAACGCCAUAGAGGACACCAUCUUUUACCUGGGAGAAGCCCUUCGGAGAGGAGUCAUCGACCUGGAGGUCUUCCUCAAGCAUGUGCGUCUGCUGUCCCGAAAGCAGUUCCAGCUGCGAGCGCUCAUGCAGAAAGCACGAAAGACGGCCGGACUCAGUGACCUUUACUGACCCCGCGCUCCAGACUCUGAUCUAGUCGCUCUGUGGUAUGUCACUGGGAGUUCAGCUGUUUAUGAUCUUUCACUUCUGUGAGAGUUUUAGCGUCUGUGCCUGACUUGAUUUGGAAAAGGUAAAAUCGGUACGAUAUUUAAACGCUAAAGGGUAAAAACUAGCGUUAGAGAUAAAUAAGAGGUCAUAGACUUUGUUCCUUCUUUCAUUUGAGCGUCUCGUGUUAAACUGGCAGGCGUCUGGGUGUCUUUUCUUUAGAUACUACUGUUAUAAACCGUACAGAGUGAUAACUUUUAAAAUGUGACGUCUGCAGGUAGUGUAUGAGUAAAAUUGCUCUCAAAUGUGGAUAGCAUCUCCUGUUUUCAUUCAGGCAUUGUUACAAAGUGUUGUCAUAAUUCAUAACUGUGUGAAUCUCACAGGAAUAUUCGCCUCAAAAUAAAUAAAAUAGAUAUUUUCUGAGGAAAAAAUGUAGGACUGUUAAGAUUUUUUUACAUUGUAUAAAAUAUUAAGAACGUUUAAGUAAAUAUUUGAUACAGAAGUAGAUACAUUUACUCCCAAAAUUUCUCAUUAAAGUAAAAAGGAAAAAAAAGUCAGUACUGUAAAACCAGCAUUAAUUAAAUUUAAUAAAACAAAGCGGAUAUUUAAAAUAUAUUUAUAAAUUAAUUUUUAUUUACAAUGAAAAUUUGCGAGGAAAUUUGCUUUAUCACAAUGCAAAAAAUAUUUUUUUUAUGCACGUUUUUAUUUUUUUUAUUACUAAAUACUUCCCUUGGAUUUUGGGGUGAAAUAUGUAAUUUCUUGAAAGUUUCUGCGAGAUUCACCUAAUUUACAAAAAACAGUGACGAUUUAUGGUUCCAAUAUUUCAAUUUUAUGGCUUUUAUUUUGCUGAAUUUAUUAUUUAUCUCAUUGUAACUGGGAACUAUUGCGGUUCCAGAUUUAUUGGUAUAUUGCUACAACUCUAUUUCUUCUCGCUCUACACAAAGUUUGGUCUGUGACUAAUAAUGUUAAUGAAAACUGAAAAGCUAUAAACUGUUGAACUUUAACUUAUAUAUAUAUAUAUAUAUUUACUUUUUAUUCUUCCAAAUGUUUAAAAACAAAUGAACAAAUUUGUUGCAUUUCAGUCAAUUGUUUUAAUGCACAUUUGGGACAAGACUUGAGUUGAUGUUUCUUAGUGAGACUUUAACCCCUUAUCUGCUAAUAUUUGUUCUUAUUCGAACCAGGCUGUAGAUUAUGAUGUCAGACAGAUCAAUAAAAGAGCAUGAUCAUGAA